Molecule: messenger RNA, 1599 nt
Organism: Sarcophilus harrisii (Tasmanian devil)
Lineage: Eukaryota; Metazoa; Chordata; Mammalia; Dasyuromorphia; Dasyuridae
Product: protein regulator of cytokinesis 1
Exons: 11
Coding region: 1-1467 (488 amino acids)
Biological process (GO): mitotic spindle midzone assembly; microtubule cytoskeleton organization
Cellular component (GO): mitotic spindle midzone; cytoplasm; spindle
Molecular function (GO): microtubule binding
Source: RefSeq, a predicted model, not a curated record
AUGAGUGAAGUCUUGGUGGAGGACUUAGUGGCCUAUUUCUAUAAAGCUUUGGAUCAACUUAAGGAAAUCUGGGACUUCAUUGGGAUUCCAGAAGAUCAAAAGCUUCAGAGGCUUAAAGUUGUUUCAAAACAUGUCCAAGGCCUCUUGGACAUGAUGAUUGAAGAAGAAAAGAACCUGAAGGAGGGGAUCCUAAAAAAAAUUGAUUUGAAUCGAGAAGAACAGAACAUUCUACUCAAAGAGUUAAAACUGGAGCCAGUUUUAGAAGUAAAGGAUAUUACAUUCUUGGAGCUAGAGAAAAAUCUUCAAACACAGAUAAAAGAGUUGAAAAGAAAGAAAAAAGAAAGGAUAAAAGAACAAAAACUACUUCAAGAACAAGACCAAAAAUUGUGUGAGAUUCUUCAAGUGCUACCAUACAAUCUUGACAGUGAUUCAGUCCUCAGCACAGAGGAGCUGAAUCAGUUCAGAAAUCACCUAGCAGCCCUGGAGAAAACAAAGGCAAGCCGAUGGGAAACAUUUGUCAGUACAAAGAAGCAGAUCCUACUUUAUAUGGAAGAUCUGGACCAUACCCCAGAAACGAAUUUUGAGAGAGAUGUGGUAUAUAAGGAGGAAGAGACCUUUUGUUUGUCAUUGGAGAACAUAACAGCCCUAAAAAAUCUGCUUUUACAGCUAGAAAUAAAGAAAGCUGAGACCGAAGCUGCGUGUGAAGGGCUACUCUCACAGAUCAGGGAGCUCUGGGAAUGGUUAUACAUAUCUGUCCAGGAGAGGGAAGCUCUGGCCAUGCUCAUGACUGGAUCCAAGACCAAGAUCAGAAAAGUGCUACAAUCAGAAUUGGAUCGAUUGGAGAAGCUGAAAGUUGAGAACAUGAAAAAAAUGAUUGAAGAAAUCAGGGUGGAGCUGGCACUAUAUUGGGAAAAAUGCUUUUACAGCCAGCAAGAAAAGGAAGCCUUUACUCAUUAUUGUGAAGAGGACUACUCAGAGACCUUACUUCAGUUCCAUGAUGCAGAAAUUGUGAAGCUAAAACAGUAUUAUGAGAAGCACAAAGAACUCUUUGAAGGUGUUCAGAAGUGGGAAAAGAACUGGAAACUUUUCCUGGAAUUUGAGAGAAAAACUUCAGAUCCAAGCCGGUUUAUGAAUCGUGGUGGAAAUCUCUUGAAAGAAGAAAAGCAACGAUCCAAGUUCCAAAAAACACUUUCUAAGCUGGAAAAGGAGCUAAAAGCACAGAUUGAAAUGUGGGAAAAAGAAUAUUCUAAGGCUUUUGUGGUAAAUGGCCAGAAAUUCACAGAAUAUGUGAUGGAACAGUGGGAGAGCUUUCAUUUGAAGAAAGACAAAGAAAAGAUGCAGCGCCAACUAAAGAAGAACCAGCAAACAGGAGCAGAGCUGCAUAGCACCAGAUUCAAAACAAUCUGCAAGAAGCAAGAACUGGGGCCCAAUGCAUUAGGCAAAGCCUGCAAAGGUAACAAAACUUGACCUUGUUAAAAGGUCAAAUACUAGUCACAGAAGAAUCAUUUGGAAAGAUAAUAGAAAUGACAUUCGAAAUGGCUGCUUGCUGGCUUGUUAAGGUUAAUCUAAGUUGGUUAAGCUAAGUACAGAACGGUUCAU